This is a messenger RNA of Temnothorax curvispinosus, 694 nucleotides long. RefSeq lists its product as uncharacterized. The coding region runs from base 206 to 694 and encodes 162 amino acids. The record is from RefSeq and is a predicted model, not a curated record. The transcript is spliced from 3 exons. Lineage: Eukaryota; Metazoa; Arthropoda; Insecta; Hymenoptera; Formicidae.
GACCGAACAAAUUCCGCGUAUACGAGACGAUGCUUUUCCACGUCGAUGUGGGAGAUCCCCACCAGGUAUACUCAACGAGCACCGAGUUCCCGGCCAGCUGAUCACCACCAGUCGUCUGUUUCGAAUCGCGCGGGAUCGAACGCGCGAGCUCGUCUCAAUUUUUUAUCUCGUUAUCUCUCUCUCUCUUUUUUUUACAUCUCGCGCAAUGAUCUCCGGCCGGUGGGUGAUCGCGUUCCUCUUCGGUCUGCUGGCGUUUCCUCGGCCACACGGAAUCCACUGCGAGUCCACGAACGUCACCGAUGUCGCGGAACAGAUCCAAGCGGAGAACGCGCUGGCGAAACUGGUGAAGAUGUUCUCCAAACCGGGCGCGUUCAAGCGGAUCGACGCGAUACUCGGUGAGAAUACUAUCGAGGCGUCGUUCACGAGCUGUCCCAUGGGCGAGGAGGGCCUGGAGUGUCGAAGGGCGGAGGCUCGGCGAUCGGUGGACUGUCCUCGAGGAGACUGUUUCUGUUACGAUUGCGCCGCCGCCGGGCCCGACUUGUGGGCCUCCUGUUGCCGUGAAAGCCUGAGAUGUUGCUCUCAUCUCGCAGCGGCUUGCAGAACGUGCGAUCAUCCGACAUUGUAUCCCUUCUGCGCCAAGCACUUCAAGAAAUGCCUGACGCAGUACAACGAGACGAAAGGCAACGAGAAUUAG